Molecule: messenger RNA, 1851 nt
Organism: Aplosporella prunicola CBS 121167
Lineage: Eukaryota; Fungi; Ascomycota; Dothideomycetes; Botryosphaeriales; Aplosporellaceae
Exons: 3
Coding region: 227-1588 (453 amino acids)
Biological process (GO): L-aspartate biosynthetic process
Cellular component (GO): cytosol
Molecular function (GO): L-aspartate:2-oxoglutarate transaminase activity; pyridoxal phosphate binding
Source: RefSeq, a predicted model, not a curated record
CACGUCUUGCAAAGGAAUCAGUCCACUUGUGCGCCUUCCGACUCGACAUUACGCCGCUCCCCUCCGCCCGGCGGAUAAUCCUACUCAUUGCUGCGGAGACAGUUGCUGUUCUCGCAAUCGAUAAGGCCGAUCUCCCCGAAAACGCGGAGUACGGAUCCGUAACACUGCGUGGAAGCGUAAGCCUAGUUAGAGUAUUUAAUAGACCAGCGCGGGCCCUCGAUUCACCAUGCCACUUCCAACCCCCACUGUCUCCUCCAACGGCCACUCACAGUCUCUCAAUAAUAACACCUCUUCUCCUCCCCGCUCCAGACUCCAGCAGAUAACCUCCCACAUGGCGCCCAUCAAGCUCAGCGCCUUCCAGGCCGAUGUCGUGCCCAAGGCACCCGAAGACCCUCUGUUCGGCCUCAUGGCCGCCUACCGGGCGGACACUGAUCCGCACAAGGUCGAUCUGGGCAUCGGAGCCUAUCGCGACAACAACGCGAAGCCCUGGGUUCUGCCCGUAGUCAAGAAGGCCGAGGAGAUUCUGCGCAACGACCCCGAGAUCAACCACGAAUACCUGCCCAUCCAGGGCCUGCAGAACUUCACAAGCGCAUCGCAGAAGCUGAUACUAGGCGGCGAUAGCCCCGCCAUCGCGGACAAGCGGGUCACCAGUCUCCAGACGAUCUCGGGCACGGGCGCCGUGCACCUGGGAGCGCUCUUCCUGUCCAAGUUCUACAGACCGAAUGAGGGCAAGACCGUCUACUUCUCCAACCCGACGUGGGUGAACCACCACCAGAUCUUCUCCAACGUCCACGUGCCCUCCAAGACCUACCCCUACUUCUCUUACAAGACCAAUGGCCUCGACUUCGAGGGCAUGCUCGAGGCUAUCGAGUCGGCGCCCGAGGGCAGCAUCAUCCUGCUGCACGCCUGCGCUCACAACCCCACUGGCGUGGACCCGACGCAGGAGCAGUGGAUCCAGAUUGCCGACGUCAUGAAGGCGAAGUCACACUUCCCGUUCUUCGACACCGCGUACCAAGGCUUCGCGUCAGGCGACCUGGCCAAGGACGCGUGGGCAAUCCGGUACUUUGUGGACCAGGGCUUCGAGAUGGUGGUCGCGCAAUCGUACGCCAAGAACUUUGGCCUGUACGGCGAGCGGGCAGGCUGCUUCCACUUCAUCACGAACCCGGCGCCCGACGCGACUGAGACCAUCGACCGCAUCGAUUCUCAGCUCAAGAUCCUGCAGCGCUCCGAGAUCUCGAACCCGCCGGCAUACGGCGCGCGCAUUGCCGCGGUGGUGCUGAACGACCCUGACCUCUUCGCUCAGUGGGAAGACAACCUGCGCGAGAUGAGCGGGCGUAUCAUGAAGAUGCGUAGGGCGCUGCGCUCUAAGCUCGAGGAGAUGGGCACCCCUGGCACUUGGAACCACAUCACGGAUCAGAUCGGCAUGUUCUCCUUCACGGGCUUGUCCGAGAAGCAGGUCCUCAAGAUCCGCUCCGACGCCCAUGUCUACAUGACCAAGAACGGCCGUAUCUCCAUGGCUGGUCUGAACACAAAUAACAUAGAUUACUUCGCCCAGGCGGUGGACAAGGUCGUCCGGGACACGCAGUAGAUGCGGGGUUGUGGAAGGGCAUGAACGAUAUCACAAAAAAUUUGAAUGAUUCGGAACGGCCGGUUGUUAUUGACAUUUUGCUUCCUCAUGAGACCCGAAACCAUAUGGAGCCAAUGCUCCACGCAUCUUGACGUCCCGCUUGCGGGAUAUCUAGUUGGUGCCUGGAAAGGUAGCAUUAGAUAGGGUUUUUUCGUUACGAGCUGCAGACUCGUUCACAAUUAAACUUUGCCUAGCUUCAAUGGUGCUGUUCUUGGAAUAAUGCU